Rhizophagus irregularis DAOM 181602=DAOM 197198 is the source of this 555-nucleotide messenger RNA. The record is from RefSeq and is a predicted model, not a curated record. Lineage: Eukaryota; Fungi; Glomeromycota; Glomeromycetes; Glomerales; Glomeraceae.
AUGGAAAAAAUCUUAAGAUUGUCACAGCAAUUUUACAGACGUAAAUUGGACAAGGAAAGAUUUACCUCUAUUCAUAUACAUCAAAAAUAUAAUGUGCCAAAUCAAGGACGUGAUAAAGGACUUAUUGCUCACAAUGUUUAUCUAAUAAACGUCAAAGUAACCAAUACAAAAAUUAAAAAAUCAAAUAAUACAAAAUCAAUCCCUAUAAAACGAAAACAAAAUGUGCGUGCAAGUUCCAGUAAGAAAAAGGCAAAGAAAGCCAUUUCAAUUAUUUCUGAUAAUUCAGAAGAUGAGGAUAAAUGCCAUAAUGAUAAUGAUAAUAACAAAGAAAAUAAUGCAUCUAAAUCAUUUUCAAAAUUUGAUGAGUUAGAAUAUCAAGAAAGAAAUUUAGCACUAAAAGAACGGGAACUUGACUUAAGGGAGAGGGAAGCUAAGUUGAUCAGUGCGAGAUUUGUCUCGUUCUUCUCAUACUUUAAGGCCGUUCCAAUAUUGCUUUACAGAAUAGGAGUUCGUGCAUUUAUCGAAGUUGCCCAGAAAGUUUUUAGCCUUCUGUGA